This is a messenger RNA of Phalaenopsis equestris, 677 nucleotides long. RefSeq names its product non-specific lipid-transfer protein 1-like. The record is from RefSeq and is a predicted model, not a curated record. The coding region runs from base 50 to 412 and encodes 120 amino acids. Gene Ontology annotation, molecular function: lipid binding. The transcript has 2 exons. Gene Ontology annotation, biological process: lipid transport. NCBI's taxonomy places the organism in Eukaryota, Viridiplantae, Streptophyta, Magnoliopsida, Asparagales, Orchidaceae. Gene Ontology annotation, cellular component: membrane.
CUCCUUCACUUCCUUCACUCCUCAUCUUGUUUGCUAGCACUUUUCCUCAAUGGCUCGCUCCACUGCUUCGAUGGCAGUCGUAUGCAUACUGUCCUUCCUCCUUGUUUCCGGAGUUUUCCGCGAGGCGAGCGGGGCCAUGACUUGCGGCCAGGUGGUCUCAUCCUUGACAUCGUGCAUCAGCUAUAUUCGAGGCAUGGGCCAGCUCACCGGAGGAUGUUGCAGUGGGGUGAAGAAACUCAACGCGAUGGCGAGCACCACUCCUGACCGUCAGACGGCAUGUGCUUGCCUCAAGAAUCUCGCCAGCCGUAUCCCUAAUAUGAACCCUGCCCUUGCUGCUGGACUUCCUGGAAACUGCGGCGUCAAUGUUCCAUAUCCCAUCAGCACCUCCACCGACUGCUCCAAGGUGCGCUGAGCUCCAAGGACGUGGGUACUCAUCGAGCACUGCUUUGGUUUGAUGAUCUGGGGAAUAAAGUGGAGACUGGAUUUACGGAGACUUAUUUAUGUAUUGUUGUCUGUGGGUUCUGUCUUUCGAUUUUAGUUUGUGUUUAUGUUUUGCAAGAGGCUGCACCCUUGGUUGUGGUGUGCUGGAUAUUAUUGCUGUAAUGUUAUUGCUUUUUCUAGUUGUAUGAGUUGCAGCAUAUUAUAAUUAAAAUGGACGUUUUCCAUCUCUUUUUCGA